AUGUCGGGACAUUUCAUACCGAACGUUGACUCUUCCACACCAUCAUCGUCCCGAUCGCCGAUUCCCAUCCAGACGCCCGCCGACAGUUCCGACGAACGAGACGAUGGAAUCGAGCCAUUCUGGGUUGACGAACCAGAUACGGGAGUCCUUGCCGAGGACCCCCUGAAUGAGACUCGAAAUGAACCAAUUACCUUUAAGCGAAAACAGAAGCGCAACAUGCUCUCGUCGACGGCGCGAUUCUUCUCUGCCUUUACCAACGCUGGCGGGGCUUCCCGCCACCACGACGAGCCGCCGUCACCCUCUCUGAACUCAGCCGACGGCGAUGGAAUCUUACGAGGGAUAGGAGUCCAGGGCUUGGACCAGGACGGGCUCAGAGGCGGCUACCACCCAAAGGAGGAGCCUCCGCUGGAUUGGUACGUGGAGGGCCCAGGAAGACGUGUCGCAUACGAAAACUUGACGGCCAUCGAUUGGAUUUUCGAGUAUACGAAAGAGAGACAGCGGUUACGUGUCUUGAGGUCUAGCGCAAGCGGUCUACUCGGGUACAUACAGCAGCUUCUGGAUGCGAGCCAGGUUUGGGUCAUUCUCAUUCUCACGGGAAUCGCUACUGGAGCCAUCGCUGCCGGUAUUCAGGUGACGACAAGCUGGCUAGGUGAUCUUAAGACUGGCUUCUGCUCCGGUGGUCCGGAUGGUGGAGCAUUCUAUCUGAGCAAGGCAUCAUGUUGCUUGGGGUACGAUCAAGGCUCGAAGUGCCUGGGGUGGACUUCAUGGGGCGAGGCGUUUGGUAUUCACUCCGGUGGCGGUAAAUGGUUUAUAGAAUAUCUUUUCUUCAUUAUAUUUUCAGUUAUUCUUGCAUACUUUGCAUCGGCUUUGGUCAAGGAGUAUGCGAUAUACGCCAAGCACAGCGGUAUACCUGAGAUGAAAACGAUCUUGGGGGGCUUUGUCAUUCGCAAAUUCCUAGGAUUGUGGACGUUGAUCACAAAAUCGAUUGGCCUGUGUCUCGCUGUUGGCUCAGGGAUGUGGCUGGGAAAAGAGGGACCCUUCGUGCAUGUAGCAUGCUGCGUUGCCAACCUAUUCACUAGACCCUUCAGGAAUAUUAGUGAAAACGAAGCGCGUAAGCGUGAGGUCUUGUCUGCUGCAGCCGCCGCAGGCAUUUCAGUCGCUUUCGGCUCACCCAUAGGAGGUGUGCUCUUCAGCCUCGAGCAACUUUCCUACUACUUCCCUGACAAGACCAUGUGGCAGAGCUUCGUGUGCGCCAUGACGGCUGCUGUCGUUCUCCAAGCGCUUGACCCUCUCAGGUCCGGGAAGCUCGUGCUCUUCCAGGUGAAAUAUAACGUGGGCUGGCAUGGCUUUGAGCUUGUCCCUUACGUUAUCCUGGGUGUAUUGGGUGGUAUCUAUGGAGGGCUCUUCAUCAAAGCAAACAUGUUCGUCGCGAGGUGGAAGAAGUCCACGCCGUGGUUACCGUCCGCGAUUACUCAGGUCAUUAUGGUGGCCUUCUUUACAGCCUUGGUCAACUACCCCAAUGUUUACAUGAAGCUUCAGACGUCGGAGUUGGUGUCCAAUCUAUUUACAGAUUGUACUAAGCUUCUCGAGGACGAAAUUGGUCUCUGCAAGACUGGUGCGGCUUCCGCGGGUACUGUUGUACUCCUGAUAUUUGCAGCCAUUCUCGGCUUCGGCCUCGCAGCCAUCACCUUUGGUCUCCAGAUUCCUGCGGGUAUCAUCCUGCCGUCGAUGGCCAUCGGUGCGUUGGUAGGAAGAGCGAUUGGGAUCAUCAUGGAAAUCUUGGUCAACAGCACCCGAGGCUUUAUUCUCUGGGACUCAUGCGAGCCCGACAUCCCCUGCAUCACGCCAGGAACCUACGCCCUCAUCGGAGCCGCGGCGGCCCUGGCCGGCGUCACGCGGCUCACCGUAUCCAUUGUCGUCAUCAUGUUCGAGCUCACCGGAGCGUUAACCUACGUCCUCCCCAUUAUGGUAGCCGUCAUGAUAGCCAAAUGGGUCGGCGACGCCUUCUCCCGCAAAGACAUUUACGAAUCCUGGAUCCACUUCAACGAGUACCCCUUCCUCGACAACAGCGACGAGAUCAUCGUCCCUGACGUCCCCGCCUCGCAAAUCAUGACCCGCAUCGAAGACCUCGUCGUCCUCACUGCCACGGGCCACACCAUCGCCAGUCUCAAAACCAUCCUCGACGCACACCCUUACCGCGGCUUUCCGGUCAUCUCUGAUCCCCGCGACGCCAUCCUCCUCGGCUACAUCUCCCGCACCGAACUCGCCUAUAACCUGCACACCUCCACGCAGGCGCCUCGUUCCUUACCUCCCGAGACGGAGGUCUUCUUCUCACAUCAGGCGCUCGCAGAUCCCCGCACCACGCUGGACCUCCGGCCCUGGAUGGACCAGACUCCGCUUACGUUACCCUCGAGGGCGAGCCUGCAUCUCGCCGUCACGUACUUCCGCAAGCUUGGUUUGCGAUACGUGCUUUUCUGUGACCAGGGCGUCUUGCAGGGUCUCCUGACGAAGAAGGACGUCUGGUACGUCCUCAACGGCGCGGAGGAAACGCGCCGAUCGAGUAGGAUGGACGGACGUGGGGAGUCGCAUGGGGAGGAUGCUGGGGAUAGUGGUGCCGAGGAGGUGGGGUUGUUGGCGGGCGUGGAUGGGUCAAUCAGUCCCGGAGAGGGUGAUGAUGAGAGCAUGUUUUAA
Scedosporium apiospermum is the source of this 2691-nucleotide messenger RNA. RefSeq names its product Voltage gated chloride channel. Gene Ontology annotation, biological process: transmembrane transport; chloride transport. Gene Ontology annotation, cellular component: early endosome; Golgi apparatus; membrane. The transcript is spliced from 5 exons. Bases 1 to 2691 code for a protein of 896 amino acids. NCBI's taxonomy places the organism in Eukaryota, Fungi, Ascomycota, Sordariomycetes, Microascales, Microascaceae. Gene Ontology annotation, molecular function: voltage-gated chloride channel activity. The record is from RefSeq and is a predicted model, not a curated record.